Molecule: messenger RNA, 1347 nt
Organism: Melitaea cinxia (Glanville fritillary)
Lineage: Eukaryota; Metazoa; Arthropoda; Insecta; Lepidoptera; Nymphalidae
Product: phenoloxidase-activating enzyme 1-like
Exons: 7
Coding region: 16-1164 (382 amino acids)
Biological process (GO): proteolysis
Molecular function (GO): serine-type endopeptidase activity
Source: RefSeq, a predicted model, not a curated record
GAAUAAUUAAAUAAAAUGAAGUGUAUUGCUAUACUUUGUAGUUUUAUGACUUUAUGGGCCAGUGCAUAUUCAAUGAGCUGCGUGACACCCCUUGGUCGUCAGAGCCAGUGCGUGUCAAUAUACGAUUGUAGAGACCUUCUUACUGCGUUCGAACAAAGGCCGCUUAAGAGUAACACAGUCAGUUUCCUACGUCAGUCACAAUGUGGCUUCGAGGGAUAUGUACCGAGAGUGUGCUGUGGUCCCAUGCCAUCACAAUCGCAGGAGAGACCUACGACAAGACGACCUGUUCUAAGACCAACUAGACCAACAACAGGAGAAGACCCAAUAUCUGAAGAAGACUCUUAUCCGUCGCCACGGAACGAGUGUGGCAUAGAUACCAAUGGUGAUCGUCUUUACGGCGGACAGUUCACAGACCUGGACGAAUUUCCAUGGAUGGCAUUGUUAGGAUACCAACCACCUAAUAAUGCGCCACUGACUUAUCAAUGUGGAGGUGUGUUGAUCAACCAUCGUUACGUCCUCACGGCUGCACAUUGCGUUGUUGGAGAAAUUGAAACCGUUGUUGGAAAACUAGCCUCCGCUCGGCUGGGUGAAUACGACAUUCAAUCGGAAGUAGACUGCCUCUCCGACACCUGCGCUGAUCCCGUACAAGAGAUACCUGUGCAUUCAGCAUAUCCAAACCCUGGUUUCUCUGAUAGAAACAAGAACAGAAAAGACGAUAUCGCUCUUGUACGACUCGCUAAAAGAGUGAAGUACUCAUAUUACGUGCAGCCUAUCUGUUUGGUUGACAACAGUCUUCGCUUGGGUGUCGGAAAUGAUGUAUUUGUGGCCGGUUGGGGAAAAACCGAGUCCGGAAAGAGUAGCCCAGUAAAACUAAAGCUUAGUAUGCCAAUAUACAGCAAAUCCGAAUGCGUUUCUAAGUAUAGAUCUCUUGGUGCCGACUUGACUGAUGGCCAGCUUUGUGCGGGAGGAAUCUUUGCUCAGGAUGCUUGUAGGGGAGAUUCUGGCGGUCCUUUGAUGAGAAGAAUACCUUCUGGAAUUUGGGAAACUGUGGCCGUGGUCUCCUUCGGCUAUGGAUGUGGAAGAGAGGGUUGGCCGGGCGUGUACACUUCGGUAUCUAGCUACACUGACUGGAUUAAAAAUACAAUGCGCUCAACUAAUAUAUAACCAUCUUUAAAUUUAAUAAAACUUAGUGUAAACGAAGUCGUUGUCAUAAAAAUUAUAAUAUACGCUUAUGUGCGUGCCUGAUUAGAUUUUAUACGAGCUGUCCGACUGUUUGUUUCUUUGCAAUGACUUUUAAAAUUGUAUUACUGUCUUUAAAAGAAAAUAAUAAAUGAAUUAAAAUUUCAA